AUGUUGUGGAGUUGGAAAGACACGGAGUUUAAGGUGAAGCAAAGGUAUAGUAGUGAUUCCCAUGGCGAGAACAGGUCAAGGGAGGGCACAGUCGCACUAAACACAGCUACAGGGCAUCGGACUGUAGCACGGAGUGACGUGUCCACGAGGGCGUCAAUAAACCAGGCCAGGUGUGAUCGUCCGGUCACAAACUUCGUCUUCAUCAAGGUCCAUAAGACUGCCUCCGGCUCCACGUUUUUGAUACUAGCUAGGUUCGGCCGGAACCAUGGAAUGACUAUGUGUUACCCUGUGCACGCCAGUCAUAGACGGCUUUCCUACCAAAACGCCAGAAUAGACAGGUCAGCCUGCAGACCGGCUCUGGGAAGGAACUACACCCUCCUCAUCAACCACGCCAUCAUGAACAAGACUGCCAUGGACCGCCUCAUGGCGCCCGGUACCAGGUACAUCGGCAUCGUGCGCCAUCCGCUGGAACAUUUCCGUUCCAUGUUCUUCUACCGACGCUCGCCCGCAGAGGACAAGAGCAAUCCGCUGGGAAAGUAUCUGGACAACAGGGCGGACUACCAGCCUGGCAAUCGAAGAAGACAGAAGACAAUUUCGAAACAGAAAAAUUUCCAAGCAUACACCUUGGGAUUCCCGACGAAGUUGAUGGCCAGCAAAAGUACAAGCCAGAUUAAUGAGACACUCAGGACCGUUGCGGACUGGUACUCAAUUGUGUUGAUAACAGACUACUGGGAGGAAUCCUUGGUGUUGUUGAGAAGAACGUUUUGCUGGACCAUGUACGACAUCCUCCACACAACAAAAAGAAUCCACGUUCAAAGAGAUCCCAAAAAGUCAGCCCCACUCACGGACAAACAGAAGGAAACACACAGAACAUUAAGCCCCAUAGACUAUAACAUAUAUGAACAUUUCAAUAGGACAUUUUGGGAAAGGGUAGCCAAGGAAGGACCCGAGUUUUGGGACGAAGUGGCGUCGUUUAAGAAACUGAACCUCGAAGUAAACCACCAUUGUCGGAAAACUCGGAAAACCAAGAGGAAUAGAGUCUUUCCAGGUGACAAAUGGAGCCAAGAGUUCGCAGUAGAUUCUACUUUCUGUAAAGAACUAAACUGGAGCACGGCUAAAUGGUCGUCAGCGUUGCUGCGCCAACUUGAUGAACAUAACAAAGAGAUAGAAAUGAACGACAAAUGA
This is a messenger RNA of Branchiostoma belcheri (Belcher's lancelet), 1185 nucleotides long. Its product is annotated as galactose-3-O-sulfotransferase 3-like. The coding region runs from base 1 to 1185 and encodes 394 amino acids. The transcript has 5 exons. Gene Ontology annotation, molecular function: galactosylceramide sulfotransferase activity. Gene Ontology annotation, cellular component: membrane. Lineage: Eukaryota; Metazoa; Chordata; Leptocardii; Amphioxiformes; Branchiostomatidae. The record is from RefSeq and is a predicted model, not a curated record. Gene Ontology annotation, biological process: glycolipid biosynthetic process.